Messenger RNA from Thermothelomyces thermophilus ATCC 42464, 4100 nucleotides. RefSeq lists its product as uncharacterized. The coding region runs from base 207 to 3902 and encodes 1231 amino acids. Gene Ontology annotation, cellular component: replication fork protection complex. NCBI's taxonomy places the organism in Eukaryota, Fungi, Ascomycota, Sordariomycetes, Sordariales, Chaetomiaceae. The record is from RefSeq and is a predicted model, not a curated record. The transcript has 2 exons. Gene Ontology annotation, molecular function: DNA binding. Gene Ontology annotation, biological process: DNA repair; replication fork arrest; DNA replication checkpoint signaling.
CGCGUUUGCGCGUCUCAGGCCAAGCAAAAUGCUCGAGUGUAGUAGACUGGCUACCCACCAUCCAAUUCAACACCAUUCACACAUCUACGAGUCCAUGUCAACGCCCAGAUCGAUCGCAGGUGCUUGACAGGAUUCGGAGUGACGCGUGGCCACACAUGUCAGAUCUCGAACCUUUUCUGGAUUCGCCUUGAUCUCGGUUCGUAAAGAUGGAGGACGAGCUCAACAACGAUACCGUGCACCCACAGGUCCGGGCGCAUAUCACCAGCCUCGUGUCUGCCCUCGGCGGCUACAGUCUGGACGACGAUGACGGCUAUAAACUCGGAGACGACGCCCUCGAGGUGCUCCGCGACCUCAAGAAAUGGAUCCGCUUCUACGACGAGAAGACAAACCGGAUGGACGUCGCCCGGUGUCUGGCCGAAGCUAACCUCGUCGGCUCCGAUCUCCUACACAUCCUGGCGCUGUGGUCGCCCAACGACAGCAGCAAGUACAAGGCUCGCAUCGCCCUGGCUUGCUUGGAAGUCAUGGUGCCGCUCACCUGGCCCAUCGAGAAAGACCGCGAGACCAUGACCGUCAACCACCACCGCCACCUCCCCGUCUUGCAGCUCGCCCAGCUCGGCUACAAACGCGCCAUCAUCAACUUUGACGCCGCCCCUAUCCUCGGCACCGCCGUGAGGGUAGCGCUGCCGUCCAUGGCCAUUCCCAUCGGAGAUCGGUCGGCCCGCGACCAGGGUAUCAUCAAGUUGAUGCUGUACUUCUUGCGCAACAUUGCCAUGAUCGCUCCGCCCCCGGGCGUCAAGUACGAGGGCGAUGAGACACAGAUCUCGCGGUCCGCCCUGAUAGAUGCCUUCUCCUUCCAGGACAUCUUCCUGACCAUCCUGACCAUUGCGUCCAACAUGGGCGAGGACUUCCGGACCGAGGACGUCAUCGUCAUGGAGAUCAUCUUCCACCUCGUCAAGCGGGUGGACUCGAGCAAGCUCUUUGUGAGCGAGAAGCGGCUGCACAAGAUGAAGGAGGACGAACUGACGGCCGCCAUGAAGAAGGAGGCUGCCAUGCUGAGGUCGUACAGCAAGAACGCGCCGACACGGCACAGCCGGUUCGGGACCAUGAUCUGGGUCAAGCGCGAGAGCGGCAAGCUCGCGACCGUUUCCGGCCAGGACGCCCUGCUCGAUGCUGCGACCCGUGAGAGGAAGAUGGACAACAGCAAGAGCUUCAGGCCCCCCAGGCGCGCCAGGAGAGAAGACAUGGAGCCAAAAGACUUGGGCCCGCCCGUAUCGCUCGACGAGAGAGCCCGCCAGCAAUUGCAGUCUUUCGUCUCCGACUUCCUCGACUCCGGCUUCAACCCUUUAUUCUCGCAUGUACGAAGGUCCAUCGAUCGCGAAGCACCCCACGUGCUUCCGUCCCACAGCAGCCAGUUCUUCUACCUGGUGGCUUGGUUCCUGGAGGCAGAGAGGAUGCGCAGGAAGGCUAAGAACGACUCGAAGAAGCCGUCGGCCGAGGACGAUGUGGGGAGCUUCAAUCUCGUUGCCGAGGUGCUCAAUCAGGAAAUGUUCAUCACUCUGAACCGGGCCCUGAAUCGGGCUUACGGCGACAAGGACUGGCGGCUACUCACCACUGUCAUGCGCUGCUUUACCCAGAUCCUUCUCACAGUACAGGAAAUGUUCGCCUCGGGCAACGAAGAGGACGAGGAGAUCGCCGACAACAUCCUCAGCCGGCUGUUCUACGAGGAGACGACGCAUGACGCGAUAGCCAAUAUUGUUCGGACGUACAAGGACCAGGGAUUCGAAUACCUUGACGCUUGCACCGAGCUCACCCACACCUUCGUCCGCAUUCUUGAGGCAUACUCGAAGCAGAAUGUCGACCUCCAAGUCCGGUCCCGCAAGAGGAGGAGGCGGAGAAAGAAGGCCGCCAACAAAGCUGCAGGUGAUGACGGCGGAGAUGAGGACCAAGACGACGCCGAGGACGACUCGGCAGACGACGAGAGGCAGGCGGAGAAGACGAGCCAGGAGCGAAAGUUUGACUUCAAGCGAUUCUCCUUGAGGUUCGUCCCGCAAGGCGUGGUCGACACGUUUGUCACCUUUACCAAGUACUACCGAGACCUGGAUGACUCCCAGCUGAAGCGAGCCCACCGGUAUUUCUUCCGGCUAGCCUUCAAGCAGGACAUGAGCGUCAUGCUCUUCCGCCUGGACAUCAUCCACCUUUUCUACCACAUGAUCAAGGGCCCGGAGCCGCUCGAUAAGAACUCGUCCAUGUACGGAGAGUGGGAAGAGCUGGUCAAGCAGAUCCUCAGGAAAUGCAUCAAGAAGCUGGCGGAACGCCCGGCCCUCUUCACCGAGCUUCUCUUCUCCAAGAUCAACAGCACAGCCCACUAUCUCGAGUACGGCCACGAGAAGCAAACGGUUUCCAGCAAUCCGAGACCGGCCGCCGAGCUCGAGUUCAAGCGCGAAGUCGACCGGGAGCGGCAGAUCGCCAUUGUCGUGGGUGUCCUGAUCGAUAGGAACCAGACAGACCAUCUGGACUGGUUGAAGAAGCAGCUCACUGAAGCGGAGAGCGAGCGGCGCGCAUGGGAAGAGGCGGAAAAGGCGCGGGCAGCGGACGGGCUGGACGGCGAAGCAGCAGGCGGAACGGUCGAGACGGGCGCGGCGAAGGUCGCCCCUCACGCCACAAUACGCCCGGACAAUGACGCCCGCCGGGCGGCCAUGUUCAAGAACCCGCACCUCCGCCUCCUCAUGAAACUGGUCGGCCUGGAGCGCCUCGCCCCGACCCUUGACGAGACACCGGACUCCGUCUGGGUCGUUCCGGGCAGCAUCCCCGCCGACUCGCUCAAGGAAACCAUCUCCCUCAUCAACCAGGCCGAGUUCAACCCGCCUACUUUCGAAGACGGCGAGCUCGCCGAGGACCAACUCCGCCGCAAAUCCGCCGCGCGCAGGCGGGCCGCCCAUGACGACGAUGGGGGCGACAACGGCAUCAACGACUUCAUCAACGACGGAUCGGAAGAAGACGACGACGACGGGGCCGGGAUCCUCUUCCCCCGUGGCGGGCCGACGACGCGCAAGCGCACGGCAGAGGACGAGCCGCCGCCGCCGCCGAAGAGGAAGAGGCGGCGCCGGCGCGGGAGCGACGAGGCCGAGACGGACGAGCAGCGCGAGGCCCGGGCGCGCGCCCGCCGCAAGAAGGAGCGCGAGCGGGCGCGCCGGAUCAAGAGCGCCAUGUACGUCGACCUGCGCGAGGACGACUCGGACUGGGAGGGGAACAAGGAGGCGGACCGCGAGUUCUUUGCGCGCGAGCGCGAGCGGCAGGCCGCCAAGGACGCCAGCUUCGGGCUGGUGAGCGGGAGCCGCCCGUCCGGGGUCGGGGUCGAGCUGUGGGAGGAGCUGCUCGGUCUCGGCGCUGCCGCGAGCGACGGGGAAGACGGAGAGGACGGGGGAGCAAGGCGGGGAAGGAAGAGGAAGUCGGUCGGCGAUGAUGGCGACAGCGACGGCGACGCCCUCUCCGAUGAUGAUCAAGAUGAUGACGGUGCCACGGCCGAGAGCGAGAGCGGGUCGUCGUCGUCGUCGUCGUCGUCGUCGUCAGCGAGGAGGCCGAAUAAGCGACGGAGAACGACACAGAAGAAGAAAAACAAAGCCGCGGAGAUCAGCAGCGACGAAGACGAAGACGAAGACAUGACCGGCGCGGACGACGCCAUGGACUCUACGCAGUCUAGCAAGGACGGCGCCGUUACCAACGACACGCCCUUGUCGUCCAGCCCCGGUCGCCAGACUGCCGAUGCGGCCGCCGAGAAGGCGGGAGAGCGAGCGGACGGGAUGGGGGACGAGGAUGACGACGUGCCCGUCGCCAAGGCAGCGACUAGGGGUCGGCCGAGGGCCAGGGCGGGUUUCAUUGUGGAGAGUAGCGAUGAGGAGUGAUACCAGUGAGUGAGUGAGUGAGGGUGUGAGGGGUGUGAGAGCCGCGGCGUGGAAAUGAUGAGAAUGGACGGUUUAAUUAAACAGUGGAUGGUUGAAUUGGCAUUGCGGUGAUCGGCUGUUGUUUUUGCCUUUGGUGUCAGGGACGAAGCAUGGCGUUCGGCAGUAGUAACGGGAAGGGGGAAUCUUGUAUAUGUGAUC